Messenger RNA from Ailuropoda melanoleuca (giant panda), 622 nucleotides. RefSeq names its product retinol binding protein 7 (gene RBP7). The record is from RefSeq and is a predicted model, not a curated record. The coding region runs from base 1 to 408 and encodes 135 amino acids. NCBI's taxonomy places the organism in Eukaryota, Metazoa, Chordata, Mammalia, Carnivora, Ursidae. Gene Ontology annotation, molecular function: lipid binding. The transcript is spliced from 4 exons.
AUGAAAAACCAGGAGAAAAACAUCCCAGAAAGAGGGGACGCCAUAUACGAAGACCCCGAAGAAGGAAACAAAACUGGUAUCGACUUUGCUACUCGUAAGAUAGCCAAGUUGCUGAAGCCACAGAAAGUGAUUGAGCAAAAUGGGGAUUCUUUUACCAUCCACACACACAGCACCCUGAAGAACUACCUUGUUACAUUCAAAGUUGGAGAAGAAUUUGACGAGGAUAAUAAAGGCCUGGAUAACAGGAAAUGCAAGAGCUUGGUCACGUGGGACAAUGACAGACUCACCUGUGUCCAGAAGGGGGAGAAAAAGAAAAGAGGCUGGACCCAUUGGAUCGAAGGGGACGAACUCCACCUGGAAAUGUUCUGUGAAGGCCAAGUGUGCAAACAGACGUGCCAGAGAGCCUGAGCUGUAUCCAGCCACAGAGCCCACGUGUGACUGCAGCUUAAUGCUGAAAUCUGUCCCCAGAUGAACAGAUGUUCACCUGUCCUGGUUGGCGAUGGGAACUUGUGGUCAGAGAGAUGUUCCACAGCCGGUACCAGACACUAUUUACUCAGAUUGGGGCAAGACGGCUCUGUUUCAAUAAACCUGCCCAACGACCCUGACUUUUUUUCCUUCUAAA